Molecule: messenger RNA, 2767 nt
Organism: Cygnus olor (mute swan)
Lineage: Eukaryota; Metazoa; Chordata; Aves; Anseriformes; Anatidae
Gene: UGT8
Product: UDP glycosyltransferase 8
Exons: 7
Coding region: 21-2183 (720 amino acids)
Molecular function (GO): UDP-glycosyltransferase activity
Source: RefSeq, a predicted model, not a curated record
CUUCUUUAAACAGGAUAACAAUGGCUGUAAAUGGUGUUACUUGCACACACAGUUUGGAAACCUGGGCCGCUCCUUCCUCCUCUUCCUCCUCCUCCUCCUCCCGCCGCAGUGGGGCCGAUUGGUGGAGCCCAGCCCCGGUCCCACCCGCCAGAGGCGUGCCCAGGGCACCUGCCCCGCCGGGAGCCCCUGCCCACCGUCUGGGGUGCUGGAGCAGUGCAUGGGGCGGCAGGGCGCCCGGGGACCCGGACAGCGGCUCGCCGGUGCCGGCCAGGGGGGAGCUUCCGCUCGUCUGGCCCAGGGGCCGCCGCCGGCUCUGGGAGGGUCGAGGGCAGAGCCGGGGCGGCGAGGCGGAGGGAAGGGAUGAGAAGUUGAGGGAGGACGGAGCGGGGGUGCCCUCUCCUCCUCCCGGCCCCGCCGCAGGUGCAGCGGAGCCGAAGCGGAGGGGCUCCGCAGGGAGCAGGGCCUGGGCUGAAGGGCGGCGAGCGGAGCCCCGAGCGGGGGGCAGCGGCGUUAACGGAGGCAGCGACGAGGAGAAACGGCCCCGAGGAGAGAGCGCUAUGAAGCCGUACACUCCAGCUUUCAUCCUCCUGUGGAGCACUGUUGGGAUAGCAAGGGCUGCCAAAAUCGUUGUUGUGCCGCCAAUUAUGUUUGAAAGCCAUCUUUAUAUUUUUAAGACUCUGGCCUCAGCCUUGCAUGACCAAGGUCACCAGACAGUGUUUCUCCUCUCUGAGGGCAGAGAGAUUCCUCCAUCUAAUCACUAUAGAUUUCAGCGCUACCCAGGGAUCUUUAACAGCAGCACCUCGGAUGACUUUCUCCAGUCCAAGAUGAGGAGUAUCUUCUCUGGGAGACUGACGGCCCUGGAACUGUUCGAUAUCCUGGACCACUAUUCCAAGAACUGUGACAUGAUUGUUGGCAACCAAAACCUCAUGCGUACCCUGAAACAGGAAAAAUUUGACCUGCUCCUGGUAGAUCCCAAUGAGAUGUGUGGAUUUGUUAUAGCUCACCUUUUAGGGGUUAAGUACGCCGUCUUUUCCACUGGCCUGUGGUAUCCAGCAGAAGUGGGUGCUCCAGCUCCCCUCUCUUACGUUCCAGAGUUUAACUCGCUACUCACAGAUCACAUGAACUUAUUUGAGAGGAUUAAAAAUACUGUUGUGUAUCUUAUUUCAAGAUUCGGAGUCAGCUUUUUGGUUCUGCCAAAAUAUGAAAGGAUAAUGCAGAAAUAUAAGGUUAUGCCAGAAAGGUCCAUGUAUGACUUGGUUCAUGGAUCCAGCCUGUGGAUGCUUUGUACUGAUGUAGCACUGGAGUUUCCAAGACCCACGCUACCAAAUGUUGUUUAUGUGGGAGGAAUCCUAACCAAACCGGCCAGCCCGCUGCCAGAAGAUCUCCAGACAUGGGUGAAUGGUGCUAAUGAAAAUGGCUUUGUCCUUGUCUCGUUUGGAGCUGGAGUGAAAUAUCUGUCAGAAGACAUAGCAAAUAAGUUAGCAGAUGCGCUGGGAAGACUGCCUCAGAGAGUUAUUUGGAGGUUUUCAGGAAACAAACCAAGAAAUCUAGGCAACAAUACAAAACUUAUAGAAUGGUUACCACAAAACGACCUUCUUGGUCACCCUAACAUUAAAGCUUUUCUUAGUCAUGGCGGUUUGAACAGCAUUUUUGAAACCAUGUACCAUGGGGUCCCAGUGGUGGGAAUUCCCCUUUUUGGAGACCAUUACGAUACUAUGACCCGAGUGCAGGCCAAAGGCAUGGGAAUAUUGUUGAACUGGAAGACUGUCACUGAGAGUGAAUUGUAUGAAGCACUAGUAAAAGUUAUUAAUGAUCCCAGCUACAGGCAACGGGCCCAGAGGCUGUCUGAAAUUCACAAAGACCAACCCGGUCAUCCUGUUAACCGGACUGUGUACUGGAUUAACUAUAUCCUCCGUCACAACGGAGCGCAACAUCUACGUGCCGCUGUUUACAGCAUCUCUUUCUAUCAGUAUUUCUUACUGGAUAUUGCCUUUGUUGUACUAGUGGGUGCUGCCUUAUUUUAUUAUGUUUUGGCCAGGCUAACAAAAUUUAUCUGCAAAAAAAGCAAACAUCUUUGGUCAAAUGAUGAACAUAGCACUGUUAAUGGACAUUACCAGAAUGGGAUACCAAAUGGCAAGUAUAGAAGAAAUGGCCACAUGAAGCAUGAAAAAAAGGUGAAAUGAUCCAACCAUCCCAUGUAAAGUAGUAAUGAAUCAGACCAGUAAUCAAAUUUUAUUGCUGUAACUUAGUCUAACAACUACUUAAAACAUCAAUAAGCAGUUCUAACACUCCCCUACAGUAUGUAAUAUUACGUGACAAAAUUCUAUGGAACUAAGUAAAGUCUUUUUUUAAAAAAAAAAAAAAGCAAGCACAACCUAAAAUAGAAGAUACUUUAUUCUUAAUACUGAUGCAGAGAGGUUAUUUUGGCACUGAAGUUUUUAGAAGCCUUAAUUCUCUAAAGUUAUAUGAUGAUUGUAUUUAUGAAUUUUCAGUUUUUAAAAGCUAAAUAUGUGUCCCAAAUGAGGAAAGGUUUCUUUUUAUUUGCAGAGUUUUUUUCCUUUUAUUUUUUUAUUAUUUUAAUAUAUCCAUCUUUUAGCAGAGAGAACUUAGUGCUAGCUGUGUUUCAUUUGUUGAAGGCUCAACAUGUAUAAGAAUGCUGUUUUUUUAAAAAAAAAAAAAAUUCCCGAUGCUUUUGCAAGAAAUAGUAAGUUGCAGAAUGAGAACACAGAUAUUAAAAAAAUAAAUAAAUCUUAAAAUGAGCACUGAA